AUGGAGACAACAAUUUUCCCAAUUUCAGCGUUACCGACGUGCGUGACAGCUUGCGGCCAUUUGUACGACGUCAACGGGGCCUGUGUGCCACCAGCAGCGCCAACGGCCAACGCAGACACGUACGACAGCUGCUUUUGCAACAAUCCACUACUCGCUCCGUUCAAAACUGGAACGUCUGGGGUAUGCGACGGCGCAUGCCAGGCGAAUGAUUUGAGCAGUAUCCAAGGCUGGUUUACUAGCUUUUGCAACGGUGUCGCAGGAGGAAAUGGGGCGGACCCGACGUCUACCGCAUCUUCAACAUCACGCCCAGGAAACAAUGGUGGCAAUCAGACAUGGCUUGGGAGCCACUACCAAUGGGUCAUUUUCCUCGUUAUCAUGGUUGUCGCCAUCAUCGGUAUUUGGGUAGGCGCUUGCAUUUGGCGUCGACGUUACAUUCGCAAAAAGGAUCGGGUAUACGCCCUCGGCUCGAACCUUGCACACACGACGGAAUCAGGACGAGUUGUGCCGAACGCUAGUAGCCAAGGCUCGGUUCAUGUCCCUGGGCCGGGGAUGUUCGACCCGGCCCCGAUCAGCUCCGCCGGAGUGUACGGUGAGAAGUCAUCGAAGAAAAAGAAGUGGACGCUAGGGGACCGUACGUAA
Dichotomopilus funicola is the source of this 639-nucleotide messenger RNA. RefSeq lists its product as uncharacterized. Lineage: Eukaryota; Fungi; Ascomycota; Sordariomycetes; Sordariales; Chaetomiaceae. The record is from RefSeq and is a predicted model, not a curated record. Bases 1 to 639 code for a protein of 212 amino acids. The transcript has 3 exons.